This is a messenger RNA of Linum trigynum, 2720 nucleotides long. The record is from the annotation of a GenBank genome assembly. Lineage: Eukaryota; Viridiplantae; Streptophyta; Magnoliopsida; Malpighiales; Linaceae.
AGGAAAAAAAAAAAAAAACAACGCGCAUCCCCAUGUUAGCAUACCCAACUCCCUUGGCACACUCGAUUGAAGCCCCUCACAUGCGAAUUUUCCCUAGGUCAGCCCACUGCAGCCAAUAAAAACCCAACCAUUUUGCUCAAGUCGACGCUCGCAGCCUUACUUCCCAACAGUCUUUCUCCGCGCUUCUCCCUCCGCAUCUGAAGCGUCAGCUGCAUUUUCAGGUGAUGAUCUUGAUUCUUGUCUUCCGUUCUACACAGUAUUUUGACUGUCUAUAGGAUCUCUUUGUCUUCUCAUUCACUUCCUUCAUCUUUCUCUCCGCGUAGAUCUCGAGUUUUCUGUUCUCUUGAUUUUGAACGCUUGAUGCUUCGUCUCUUAGGAUCUAAUUUUGCGUUUUGUUAUGUUUAAUCUGAUCUGAGUUUCUUAUGUUGGUUUCUUUGUGGGUUGUCUUUGGUUGCUCAUAGCUUUCUGCCUGUUAGAUCUCGUUCCGAAUAUGGAUGAGUUGAUUGUUGCCGGAUGAUCAUAUCGAGUCAGAUCUACUUUUUUUGUGCGUUGCUAGUUAUCUUUUCCGGUGAAUUCUUGGAUCAUUCCUUUGCUAUAAUAUCUGCUGCGGGUUUCCUUUUUGUUGUUUUAGUGUAUGGGUUAUGCUUCUGAUUUACAUGCUAAUAUUGAUGUUUGUAAUUGUUGCUCGUGGAUCGUUGGUACGUAGUAGAUAGGUCUUUUGGCCAGUGGGCUGCCCUCUGGAUGUCGUUAACAAUCUAUUCUUUUCUGGGCCCUACUCAUAAUUGAAGGGUUCAAUUUCGAUCCAUUCGUUUGUAAUGUUUAAUUCCUUUGGCAGUAUGAACAAUCUGAUUGUCUUCUCCUCCUUUGUAAUUAAAUCCAAUCACGACCCAUUUGAGCUUUGAGUUGCUUGAUAAACCUUUGCUAGAUUCCCAUAGUGGAUUUUUUUUUUGUCGAUAUUUAGGAUGCGCGGAUUAUUUUGACGUGCUGUGUUCGUAGUGUCUCUGAGAAAUAUAGGUUGAUUGUGUGAUUGUACUGAGUUCGUAGGUUUGAUCCUUGUCUUACCGUGGCUAACUGAAUAUGAGUGAUUGGUUUGGAUUUUAGAUCUGUCUUAAUCUAAUGAUUUCCUUUUACUUUCUCUUACUUGCAGGGAGAGUGACAAUGGCUGAUCAGGUCCAACAUCCCACAGUGAUGCAGAAGGUUGCUGGCCAGUACCUGGCCUCCCAGGACGUUCGGAGGUAUGAUGGUGCUUUCCAGAUGCCUGCCUUGUACCAAAGGCGUGCAUAUGGAAACUACUCCAAUGCAGCCUUCCAGUACUGCGGAUCAUCUUCUGCAUCGGCCAUUGUACCAUCAAGUGGAUCUCCUGUUUUUGUUCAAGCCCCAUCUGAGAAAGGGUUGGCGGGUUUUGCUAUUGAUUUUCUCAUGGGAGGAGUCUCUGCAGCAGUUUCUAAAACUGCUGCGGCACCUAUUGAGCGUGUGAAGCUUUUGAUCCAAAAUCAGGAUGAGAUGAUCAAGACUGGCAGACUUUCUGAGCCUUACAAGGGUAUUGGUGACUGUUUUAAGAGGACAAUGGCUGAUGAAGGCGUUGUUGCAUUGUGGAGGGGUAACACAGCUAAUGUCAUCCGUUAUUUCCCCACCCAGGCCUUGAACUUUGCCUUCAAGGAUUACUUCAAGAGGCUGUUCAACUUUAAGAAGGACAGGGAUGGGUACUGGAAGUGGUUUGCUGGUAACCUGGGAUCAGGUGGUGCUGCUGGUGCUUCUUCCCUUCUCUUUGUGUACUCUUUGGAUUAUGCUAGAACUCGUCUGGCAAAUGAUGCUAAGGCUGCAAAGAAGGGAGGUGAGAGGCAAUUCAAUGGUCUAGUUGAUGUCUACAAGAAGACCUUGGCAUCUGAUGGUAUUGCUGGGCUCUACCGUGGGUUCAACAUCUCCUGUGUUGGAAUCAUCGUAUACCGUGGUCUCUACUUUGGGAUGUACGACUCUCUGAAGCCAGUUCUCUUGGUUGGAGACCUCCAGGAUAGUUUCUUCGCUAGCUUUGCUCUGGGUUGGCUAAUUACCAAUGGUGCUGGUCUUGCAUCCUACCCAAUUGAUACUGUGCGCAGAAGAAUGAUGAUGACAUCUGGUGAGGCUGUGAAGUACAGCAGUUCGCUGGCUGCGUUCAAGCAGAUUGUCAAGAACGAGGGAACCAAGUCUCUCUUCAAGGGUGCUGGUGCUAACAUCCUCCGUGCUGUUGCUGGUGCUGGUGUGCUUGCUGGUUACGACAAGUUGCAGCUGAUUGUUUUCGGCAAGAAGUACGGAUCUGGCGGUGCUUAAGUUCCUUUUACUGGCGUCUCAUUUUAGCCCUCUAGAUGUUGAUGAAAAUCUUUCACCUUCCGGGAGAAGUUAGUCUUUUUCUGCAAACAGACGUUAUGAUUAUGCUUCUUCAAAUAAUUACAAUUUUUUUUUUGAGAGGGGGUGGGUGAUAAAUUCCCCCUGGAACUGCUUUCACUUCGGAAUUUUGGAUUGAGAAAGUUGUACCUUGAUAUAGUUUGUGGCCAUGGUGCCACUGUCGGAUAUUUCUAUUUUAUGUUCUUGAUUUUGAGCGAUAAUCUACACAGGGUCCGUUAUCCUUUCUGUUAUGUGCAUGUUAAUUUAGGGCCAUCUGGUAUGUCAACUUUUUAGCUCUUUUUCUACAUGAUUGAAUGUUGGGUUUAGGAUUUAUAGCGCAGUAAAUGAAGCCAAUUUGU